Molecule: messenger RNA, 1419 nt
Organism: Pogona vitticeps (central bearded dragon)
Lineage: Eukaryota; Metazoa; Chordata; Lepidosauria; Squamata; Agamidae
Gene: CIRBP
Product: cold inducible RNA binding protein
Molecular function (GO): RNA binding
Source: RefSeq, a predicted model, not a curated record
GUGGCCAGGGAGGCCAUAUAUAAGCUAAGGUGCAGGCGGGUGCCUGCGUAGUUCGCGUUGGGACUCUUAUAGUGCGUGUUGUCUGUAUUAGCUACGAAUUUAAAUAGGAAAAAUGGCAUCAGAUGAAGGCAAACUCUUUGUUGGUGGGCUGAGCUUCGACACUAACGAGCAGUCUCUGGAGCAGGUUUUCUCCAAAUAUGGACAGAUAUCUGAAGUUGUUGUUGUAAAAGACAGAGAAACCCAGAGAUCCAGAGGGUUUGGCUUUGUUACUUUUGAGAACAUUGAUGAUGCAAAGGAUGCAAUGAUGGCCAUGAAUGGAAAGUCUGUUGAUGGCCGCCAGAUCAGAGUGGACCAAGCAGGCAAAUCGUCUGAGAACAGAUCCCGUGGUUACAGAGGAGGCUCGGCUGGAGGCAGAGGCUUUUUCCGUGGGGGCCGAGGGCGGGGUCGGGGCUUCUCGAGAGGAGCUGGUGGAGACCGAGGCUAUGGUGGUGGCAGUAGGUUUGAAUCCCGGAGUGGGGGAUACAGUGGAUCCAGAGACUACUAUGGCAGCAGAAGUCAAGGCAGUUACAGUGACAGACCUUCAGGCGGUUCCUACAGAGACAGUUAUGACAGUUACGCUACACACAACGAGUAAAAAACCUACCUGGCUCAAGAUCGUCCUUCCAAUGGCUGUAUUUAUAAAGAUUUUUGGAGCUUCGCUGAAACCGUUCUUGUGUAGUCAUCUCCUUUGUAUUCUCACUUUUGUAGUAAACUUGCAGUUCUGACCUUGUCAAACAAAAGCAAAACAAACCCACAGCCUGACAGCUUCUAAUAUGUAACGGUCUGUUCAGACCCAAAGAAAGCUCUGGGUUUUUCCCCUCUCUCAAGUGUUUUAAAGUUUUUUUUAAAAAAGCCCUAAGAAUUUUAGUUCACUUGUGAGCAGCAUAUGUGCGCGUGUCUUAAUUUUUUUUAAAGAAAAAAAUUGAAGGUUUGGGGGCCCUAUUUUUUGUUCUGGACAAGAAAGGACUUUAACUGUUCUGUAGAAGCUGACCAAGCUGUGAACUCAGUUUUCUGUUAGUGCAUCGCUCUGUAACAUGAACUUUAGGUGUAGCAAGGUAGGCAUACUGUAGCCUGGGCACGAAUUUUAAAAGGCCACCCACCCACCUUGAUAUAUCUAAAGGGAUUUCUUGCUUGUAUGUUCAUCCUGCAAUUAAGAGACUUUAACUUGUAUGCCAUAAAACGUAACUCAGAGAGACUCUGCUAAUCUUAACCAUGCAAGAGGUUCAUGGAAAAAAUGUUUGUUUUUAUUGUCCUUUUUUUACUGAAAGAAAAGUAAUGCCUAAUUCAAUUGAUGUUGUAAUUUUGAAGUGGUGAAAAGGAUUUCUUGUACAGUUUUUCUUUGGCUUCACGAAGCCUAUUAAAGGUCCAUCUGAAAACCAA